Molecule: messenger RNA, 1617 nt
Organism: Mesorhabditis belari
Lineage: Eukaryota; Metazoa; Nematoda; Chromadorea; Rhabditida; Rhabditidae
Source: the annotation of a GenBank genome assembly
AUGGCAGAGGUUUCUGAGUUAACCGCUGUAGUGGUGUUGAAAUGGAGAUCGAUGUCAAAUGAUGAACUGAACGAUGAACUCGCUCGAUGGAAUCGAAAUUUCUCCACCCGAUUUGCAUUCUCCGAUAUUUCGAUUGACAGUAGAAAGGAAAUUUCAUCCUUUUUCACGGAGCUCGUCGAUGAUAGAACGUCAAGUGAAAUUCGACGAAAACUUCUCGAAAUGGUGCGCCUUUUGGCAAGAGAUUCCAACAAUUUGGAAUACCUGCUCAAUGAGAGACUCUGUGAUUUCAUCUUCGAGCAAAAUGGAAUUUUAGAAGGGCAUAAUGCGGAAGAGAUUGAAUUGCAAUCAAUGAUAGAAGCCGAAAAGUGUUUGAUCAAUCUUUUGCGUCAAUCGGCGUCUGCUCGAGGCUUUUUUGAGAAAAAAGCGACUAAUGGAUUACUGAAACGACUGAAAGAAUAUACAAAUGGCAACGGUUUACAAUUGAAUGCUUUAUCGCAGCUGGCUGACAAGGAAGUAACGAACGAAAUUUGGUUCUUUGAUCUGCGAAUCGCAUUUAUCACUACAGCAUAUCUCCAAAGUUUACAAACGAUGUGUAGAAACGAUGAAUCUUUCAUGAAUGCUUUGAUAGUUACAAUUGAACAAGAGAUUCACAAUAGCACUUCUUCUGAGACAAGGGAGUUUCCCCGAGCCAGCGAAGCAAUGAAAGUUCUCUACAAUGUUAUUUGUCGAUGUGGUGGAAAGGACUUCCCGGAGAGUGUUGAUACAACGAGGCUGAUUGAGCUUUCAUGUGAAAUAAUCGGAAUCGAGAAAAUCGUGGGAAAAGAGCUAGUUCAACAUUCUGUCAAUCUGCUGACCGCAUUGCCACAAGGAACAAAGAUGUGCUCGAUUGCUUGCCCUCAGAUCACUUCCCACUAUGAAGGUCCACAUUUUGAUAGAAGAGACAUGAAAAUACCCGAUAAUUUGAUUAAAAUCCUUGCUCAACAGCUCGCUGAAGUGAAUCCAUCGGAACGAGAACUUUUAAACACAUAUUUUGUUAUCUUGCUCAUGUUGUGUACGGAAUGCAAAGAGGCAAGACGAUACUGUCGAUUAUUGGUUUUGCCGCCAUUAACAGCAGCGGAUGUGGCACGACGACCGGACGAAGGGGACACACUGAGAAAUAAAAUGAUACGAGCCAUUCACAGUACUGUCAGCCGGGAUCUUGCUGCCGAAUUCUUGUUCCUUUUGUGCAAAAGAUCCGUCCCUCGAAUGAUCAAGUAUACCGGUUUUGGGCAUGCUGCUGGUCUUUUUGCCGAUAGAGGUCUACUCGGGAAAGUUUCGGAGCGAAAGGAAGGAGACAGUGAAGAUUCGGAGACUGAAGAGUAUCAGAAUGUUUCGAAUGACGUAAAUCCCGUCUCCGGAUACAUUCAACAAAGAGGUGCGAAUCCACUUGAAGGGAUGACGGAAGAGCAAAAAGAAUACGAAGCGAUGAAACUUGUCAAUGCAAUAGAUCAGAUGAUGCGAAGUGGUGGAAUCCGGCCGGCAUCAAUUGGUGCUGAUGGCCGACCACGAGAAGUAUCACAUGUGCUUGAACUUUGCAAGGAUGCGCCCGAGAGUCGAGAGGAUUCAGAUGAUGAAAAU